Molecule: messenger RNA, 1989 nt
Organism: Culex pipiens pallens (northern house mosquito)
Lineage: Eukaryota; Metazoa; Arthropoda; Insecta; Diptera; Culicidae
Product: lumican-like
Exons: 2
Coding region: 790-1842 (350 amino acids)
Molecular function (GO): protein binding
Source: RefSeq, a predicted model, not a curated record
CAUUAUUGAUUUUCCACAAAAAUCCCCCCGGUGGCGACAAUGCCAAGUUGAUGGAGUCAUCCUAUGGCACAAUCAUUAGACAGUGGCCGCCGGCCCUGAUGUUCAAAGACACUACACCCAUCAGCCACAUCUUCAGAAGCAUCAACUUUGCAGAACUACCAGCCACAGCAACAACAACAGAUCAACACCACCGAAGAAAGUCGUGACCGUCGAUCACGAAUCGAUACUUGCCGUUGUUCCUGCUUCUGCCGCCGAUCCUCCCUUAUCAUUAUUAUUACUGCUUCUUCUUCGUCAUCUUUGAGGUUUUUUUCCAGAUCACCGGGUCGUCACCGCGGUUGUCGAUCGUCACUGCGCAUCAACCUGCGCUGCCUUCGGGAUCGACGACGACGACCGGUUCGGUGACUCCUCCCCCUCUUGGAGGUCCCGCGGGAUGAUUGGAAUGUCAGCUUGACGGUUUGUUGUUAUGGGUCUGCGUAUUAUCGCUGGCUCAGGUUUGCCCGGAGUUCAUUUAGUUUAAUAAACUUAUCUCCCGCAACCGGAUUGACAGGUAUGACGACUUGCGACGUGGACGACGACCUGCAUUGCGUCGAUACUGGCGGUGAUGAGUAAAUGAUGACGACCUGCUGGUUCAUGUUUGAAACUUUAUGGCAAAUAUAUUUCUAUUCUAGUGUAGAUUCUAAACAAACUUCAUGCUACAUAGAAAUGAGUUGAUAAGAAAAAGCUCCACUAUUAGCUUCAUUAGCUUCAGUUUCAUUCAUAUUAUCAGUCUUAAAACUGCACUGAACAGGCAUGGUUGCAAUAUUGGCACUUAGGUUUCCAGCAAAGAUGAAUCUUCUAAUUUUAUUGAUUUUUGCGGGUCUUCGAGCGGCCAUCGCCACCGAUAUAACCUUCCGAAAUCACUCUUGCGUCCCAACCGGAUUCUCUAAUGUGUGCUUCCUGGACAGAAUAAGCUACAACCCUCAUGAUCAACGCGUGAUCCACCGCUUCCCUGCUAACCUCACGCAUGUACGACUGGGGGGUGAAGUCGUAAAGUUUCGUGAUUUCAAAAUUCAACACUUUGAUACCAAGCUGUACGGCAUGAUGGGCAAACCUCGCACCCUGGAGGUGAUCAACCUAUGGGUAAGGACUAUCCAACUGCCGAGAACAGUUCAGCAUGCAAACUUCCGGAGAAAUAUAUUGGAUCAGUUCGAGGUGGAACCCGGUGAAGACGCUCCCUUGGUAACAUACUUGCACCUAGGAAAAAACUGGCUAAGCAACAUUGCAAAUCUCAGUGUUUUAGUAAAUCUUGAAGUGCUACUGCUGCAAAACAACCACAUCGAACACUUUGAUCACUCAACCAUGCAGAACCUAACCAAGCUGAGGCACCUAGAUCUGACCCACAACUUCCUCACUCAGUUCUCCACGCAAGUUUUCCCAAAAAGCCUAACCUAUCUAAGUCUGAACUCCAACGAAAUCAAACUCCUCAACUACGAUGGCCUAUACUUCCCCCCGCUAUUAACCCUCAACCUGGAACGCAACGACCUCCCCUCGAUCGAUGCAUCCGCAUUGAUCCUGGCGAUGCCCAAGUUAAAAAUGGUCCGCUUUGCUGGGAACCCAAUCGAUCCGAGCGAGUUCCGCCUGGCGGUUCAGCAGUUCCGGAAGCAUAACGUGAGCGUCAACGGUGAGGCGGAUGAGGUGGCUUGUUUGUACAAGGAGGAAGUUGUCGAAGGAGUUUGCGUAAAACUGGCCCCGCAACGGAAGGUUAUUCGUGAGAUUUUGCUGAGCUUGGUGGUGGUCUUGGUGGCGAUCGCGAUGGUGGUGACGGUUUGGUGGGUUUUCGUGACGAUUAAUAAAAAGUGCUAGUAUAUUUAAUAUGUGUUUAGAAAUAUAGGUAUAAGUCAAAGAUUGAAAAAAAUCAAUUACCGUGAACAUGAAAAUAUCCAUCAAAUUUCUUAUGAAUAUGCCUUGGAAGUCUCAAACUUACAUAUUUUACCUCCAAUAAAAAGUUUC